Molecule: messenger RNA, 3064 nt
Organism: Mugil cephalus (flathead mullet)
Lineage: Eukaryota; Metazoa; Chordata; Actinopteri; Mugiliformes; Mugilidae
Gene: akap8l
Product: A kinase (PRKA) anchor protein 8-like
Exons: 13
Coding region: 131-2278 (715 amino acids)
Cellular component (GO): nucleus
Molecular function (GO): DNA binding
Source: RefSeq, a predicted model, not a curated record
GUGGGCGAUACCGGGCUGGUCUGAUCAUCUGUCCCCGGCUUUGAGGAGCAAUUCUCAGCUUGCGUCAAGACAAGACGGACUAUUCACCGUUUGUGUCCAUUGUAUUGUUUGAAUAUCGCACUAUUAUAGCAUGGACGGCAGAAGCUACAGCUCCGGUUACUCCAGCUGGGGAGGGAGUGGAGGCUCAGGCAGCAGAGGUUCUAGUGGCUUUGACAUGUACGGAGGAGGCUACAAGGACUCAAUGUCUGGGCUUGGCGGCUAUGGAGGAGGAGGAGGAGGAGGAGGCGGUGGCGGCGGCGGCGGCGGCCACCACCACAUGAAGAGAGGGCUCUCGGGAUCCUCUCUGCUCUCAUCUUCAGGCACGCAUGCAGAUGCAGUAAUUGCCAAGAUUAACCAGCGCCUGGAUAUGCUCACUCAGUUGGAGGGGGGACUGAAAGGUUCGCGGGGUGACAGGUAUGACCAGUACGAGUCAUUCGACUCACGCACCUCCUCUCUCACCUCCUCCCGAGAUCUCUACAGAUCUGGCGGCAGUAGCUAUGGUUUUGGUGAUGGCCGUGGGGACAGCAUGCUGUUGGGUCAGCGAGGAGGCUCAGGCUUCGGAGGGGGAUUUGGGCUAGGGGGGGGAGGCAGCUUUGACAGCCCCUCCUCUUCCUAUGGAGUCGCUAAAAUGCGACAGAAUAUGAGAGACUCCUUCGGCAGUGCCCAGGGAGGAGGUUCUGGAGGUGGAGGAUGGGCCGGAGCAGGCCGACGUUCCCCCAGAAGGGGUGGAAGUGCCGGGGGUCGAGGAGCUGGAGGAGGGUUUGGAAGCCGCAGAUCUGACCCCACUCCAUUAGGCGGAGGAGGUUUGCGGGGAAGUGGCAGUGGUGGCCAGUCCCACCGCGGCCACUCUCCAGGAGGUGGUAGAGGAAAGCUCCCAUCCCUCCUGUCCAACCGCAUGUACCCUGAGAGUGGGGGCUUCCAGGGUUCUACUCAAGGGCCUCACGACUUUCCUGGGAGGCAUUUUGGAGGGGGCCCACGGGCUGGCCGCCAGCGAGGCCGCAAGAGACCCCUCAACAAACAGAUGAAGCCACAACGCGAUGGUCAGAAGAAGAGAAAGCAGUCCCUCACUGCAGCCGAUGAGCCCGAGUCAAAAAUUAACAAGACAGAGAGCGCAGAGUCAGACGCUGCGCAAGAACAACCACAGAAGAACGGAGACGACGGUGAACCAAAGACUGUUACUGCGGAGGAAAAACAGUCUGAAGAUGGAGAUAAAGCAGCAUCCAAACAGGAGGAGAAGAAGAAGCCGCAGGUUAAACCAAACCCAGCUCAAGGUCAAGACAAGCACCCGAAAAUGAGGAAGAGGAGGGGAUUCCUGGAAAGGGUGAUGUUUGCAUGUUCUGUCUGCAAGUUCCGUUCGUUCUACAAGGAAGAAAUGGAAACUCAUCUCGAGAGUCGCUUCCACAAAGAACACUUUAAGUUCCUCUCUGGCCAGUUGUCCAAGCCCACCACAGACUUCUUACAGGAGUACUUGCAAAACAAGUUUAAGAAGACUGAAGAGAGAGUCAGCCAGUUGGAAAACCACAGUGCAGCCAUCUGCCAAGUGUACAAAGAGCAGGAUGUUACCAGGGAUCUCGGUAUGGAGCACUUCAUGAGGAAGGUGGAAGCUGCUCACUGUGCAGCUUGUGACCUCUUCAUUCCUAUGCAGCCUCACCUGAUACAGAAACACAUCAAGUCUCCAGACCACAACUACAACCGCAAGGGUAUGAUGGAGCAGUCUAAGCGGGCCUGUCUUUCAGUGGCUCGUAGCAUCCUAAACCACAAACUAAUUGGCAAGAAACUGGAGAGCUACCUCAAGGGCGAAAACCCGUUCACUGGAAACCAGGACGACCAGGAUCCGGAGGACUCCAUGGUGAUGGACGUGUCCGAACUGGAGUUAACCAGCGAGGCAGCGGACGGUCAGACAGACGUGGCACCAGUCAACGAUGAGCCUGCGGCCGAGGGAGAGUCGAGUAAAGAGGCAGUCGAGGGGGAAGCUGCAACAGAAGCUGCAACAGAAGCUGCAGAAGCUGAAGCUGAUGAAUCAACAGCGGCGGCAGCGGCAGGAGAUGAGGAAGAGCAGGAAAAGAUGGAGGAGCAGGAAAACCAGGAAGAGGAGGAAGGUUUUGAAGUUGGAGAGGACGAAGAGGAUGAGGGAUACAUGCUGCACGAUGAGAUCGGCGAAGAGGGAUUACAGUGCGCCCUGGGAGACGAGGAAGGAGAGGACGGAGUAGAUGGCAAGGAGGAAGAUGACAAGGAAUGACUUUUGUGCCGUAUUUGUGAUUUUUCCACCUGAACAUCUCUCUGGACCAGUCGAUGACCCCCCCCCGGACCCGUUCAGUUUAAUAACCAGGCGUAUUUAAGAACUGUAUGCCUGCUUCCAUCAUUUUUCACUGUCAAAUGACUCUGAUCUAAUGUUGUUUUAUUUUGCUUAAAGACAUAGUUCCACAUUUUUGGGUACUACAGUUAAUUACGUUUUCGCUGAGAUUUUGAUGUCAGUGCGUAACUCUUGUGUUUUGUUUGUCUGUCAAUCUCUCCAGAGAGGUUGGCAGGCGUUUAUAUGGACUUCAGAGAGGGCCGGGCAAGUUGUUACUCCUUCUCCUGUCUUAAUGCUAAGCUGUUCACCUCGUUACUCUAGCUCCAUACUUAACUCCAGACAUGAGUGGUAAUAACUUUUCGUUUAAAACCUAGAAAGAAAACAGUUGAGCAUACUUCUAAACAUGUGUCUCAAUAUUUUUGUGCCUUUUGUUUUGUAAGUAGUUCUUAACUUGGAUAAACUGUUUAGUUAUGGUUAAGUAUCGUAAUGCGGAGAUGUUGUGUGUACAAUUUUAUUUAAGGUUCACACAAUGCGGUCCAUUGCCAAUAUUGAUCAUGGCAAAUGGAUGAUUUUCCAACGUUCAGGUGAAAUCUCAAACAACGCAAACUUCUUACUGUGCUGUUGGGAUAAAUUCAAUCAUUGUCAACAGAAUAAGUUUGGGAUAUUCUGGAUAUGUGUAUUAUACCAGUUUUGUUCCACUCGGCACAACAAAUAAACUUGGUGAAUAAGUUA